This is a messenger RNA of Lycium ferocissimum, 1426 nucleotides long. Its product is annotated as probable caffeoyl-CoA O-methyltransferase At4g26220. The coding region runs from base 203 to 1066 and encodes 287 amino acids. The record is from RefSeq and is a predicted model, not a curated record. Gene Ontology annotation, molecular function: S-adenosylmethionine-dependent methyltransferase activity; O-methyltransferase activity. The transcript has 2 exons. Lineage: Eukaryota; Viridiplantae; Streptophyta; Magnoliopsida; Solanales; Solanaceae.
AAACCAAGACAAAGAUAUUAAAAAAUAAAAAUAAAAACGAGAGGUGGAAAUUAAAAGCAGAGAAUACGAGAGGUUCUCAAGUGCAAGGGCAGAAAUUGGACGAAAGGUUUGGGAAGACAUAAAGGGUUCUCUCUCUAGUGCCAAGUCUUCUUCUGCUCAAGCAGAGUUCAGUUCAACAAAUCUACAAGUUUAUUCUGAAACAAUGGCGUGUGUUGGAGGUCAGAUCUAUUUUGCUGCUCUAAAGUCGGUUUAUAACGGAAUUCUGCAACCCAAAAGGCUGCCAUUUUCACCUCUCCCGCACUAUAAUAUGCCGAGGAGGGCGAUGAAUCUGCAAUCUAAUGCUUCUUCUGAUAACAUUGAAGGUUCGCCAAAAUGGGAGGAUAAAGGCUUAUUGAAGAGUAAAGAACUAUAUAACUAUGUUCUUGAAACUAGUGUAUACCCAAGAGAACCCGCAUCUCUCAAAGAAAUAAGAUCCAUAACAGAAAAUCAUCCAGAAUUCUUCAUGGGAACAACACCUGAUUCAGGUCAACUGAUAUCCAUGCUCUUAAUUCUCUUAAAUGCCAAAAACACCAUCGAAAUCGGAGUUUUCACUGGAUACUCUCUGCUUCUCACUGCUCUUACAAUCCCUGAUGAUGGCAAGAUCCUAGCAAUUGAUCCUGAUCGACAGUCUUAUGAAAAGGGCCUACCAAUCAUUCAAAAAGCCGGGGUUGAGCAUAAAAUAAAUUUCAAGGACUCACCAGCUUUACCUGUUCUUGAUAAACUACUAGAAGAUGACAUAAACAAAGGUGGUUUCGAUUUUGCAUUUGUGGAUGCUGAUAAAUCGAAUUAUGGGAACUAUCACGAGAGACUAGUGCAGUUGGUGAAAGUUGGAGGUUUGAUUGUGUAUGAUAAUACGUUAUGGUAUGGAACACUUGCAAUGCCAGAGGAAAGAGUUGUUGAUGAGUUGAUGAGAAAAGAGAGAAGUUACUUACUUGAGUUAAACAGAUUCCUUGCUGCAGAUAAACGUAUUCAAAUUUCUCAAGUUCCGGUUGGUGAUGGAAUUACAAUCUGCAGGCGACUCUUUUGAGGAAAAUAGCAAGAUAAUUAUGUAUUUACAAAAUAUCAUUUCACAUUUUCACUUCAUCCUGUUUCAUCAAAUCAAAGGUGUGAUAUAGUUCCAAAGGAUGAAUUUUAUCCAAUAAAUAAAGUAGGAGUAAGGCAUGUAUCCUACUUUCCUCAAACCCCACUUAUGGGAAUUACACAAUUUUGGUAUGUUAUUGUUAGCAAAUACCCCCAAUGAUGCAUACAAUAUAUAUAUAUAUAGCUCUCUUGCUAGGCAAAUCUCUCCAUCUUUUAAUUGCUUAAAGACAUUAUGCGGAUGAAACUACCUAUAUUGUCUGUAAAAACUAUAAUUCCCAUUACAAAAAGAAAGUCAAGAUUUGGUUCC